Engraulis encrasicolus (European anchovy) is the source of this 2247-nucleotide messenger RNA. RefSeq names its product T-complex protein 1 subunit gamma-like. The transcript is spliced from 14 exons. The record is from RefSeq and is a predicted model, not a curated record. Gene Ontology annotation, cellular component: chaperonin-containing T-complex. NCBI's taxonomy places the organism in Eukaryota, Metazoa, Chordata, Actinopteri, Clupeiformes, Engraulidae. Gene Ontology annotation, biological process: protein folding. Gene Ontology annotation, molecular function: ATP binding; ATP hydrolysis activity; ATP-dependent protein folding chaperone. Bases 52 to 1677 code for a protein of 541 amino acids.
CCUCCGCCUUCUGUUCAGCCGGCGAGGCUCUGUGACCACGCGAUUUUCACAAUGUUGGGUGGUGGACAAGUCCUUGUUUUAAACCAGAACAUCAAGAGGGAGUCUGGCCGUAAGGUGCAAACUGGCAACAUUGGUGCAGCUAAGACCAUCGCAGACAUCAUCAGAACAUGCCUUGGACCACGAGCAAUGCUGAAGAUGCUGCUGGAUCCCAUGGGGGGCAUUGUGAUGACGAAUGAUGGAAACGCCAUCCUCAGAGAGAUCCAGGUGCAGCACCCGGCUGCCAAGUCCAUGAUCGAGAUCAGCCGUACGCAGGACGAGGAGGUGGGAGAUGGAACCACCUCCGUCAUCAUCCUGGCUGGUGAGAUGCUGGCGGUGGCUGAGCAGUUUAUUGAGCAGCAGAUGCACCCAACAGUCAUCAUCAGCGCAUACAGACAGGCCCUGGAGGACAUGCUCAACACACUCAAAGACAUCAGCACCCCAGUCGACGUGAAUGAUCGUGACAUGAUGAUUAAGAUCAUCAACUCUGCGAUCGACACCAAGGCCUUGAGUCGCUGGUCAGACCUGGCGUGCAGCAUCGCCCUGGACGCCGUGAAGACCGUGGAGACCGACAACAACGGUCGCAAGGAGAUUGACAUCAAGAAGUACGCCAAGGUCGAGAAGGUUCCAGGAGGCAUCAUCGAGGACUCCCAGGUGUUGAGUGGUGUGAUGGUCAAUAAGGACGUGACCCACCCGCGCAUGAGGAGGCUCAUCCAGAACCCGCGCAUAGUACUGCUGGACUGCUCCCUAGAGUACAAGAAGGGGGAGAGCCAGACGGAUAUUGAGAUCUCUCGUGAGGAGGACUUCACUCGUAUCCUGGAGAUGGAGGAAGAAUAUAUCCAGCAGAUCUGUGAAGACAUCAUCCGCGUCAAACCAGACCUCGUCUUCACAGAGAAGGGCAUCUCAGACCUGGCUCAGCAUUACCUGAUGAAGGCUAACAUCACAGCCAUCCGUCGCAUCCGCAAGACUGACAACCAUCGCAUCGCCAGGGCGUGUGGUGCACGUAUCGCGAGCCGUACGGAUGAGCUGCGUGACGACUACGUGGGGACGGGGGCGGGGCUGUUCGAGGUCAAGAAGAUCGGAGACGAAUACUUCACCUUCGUCACCGAGUGCAAAGACCCCAAAGCCUGCACCAUCCUGCUGAGGGGAGCCAGCAAGGAGAUACUCGCGGAGGUGGAGCGUAAUCUUCAGGACGCGAUGCAGGUGUGUCGUAACGUGCUGCUGCAGCCCUGCCUGGUGCCAGGAGGGGGUGCUGUGGAGAUGGCCGUGUCCCAGCGCCUCACCGAGCGCUCGCGCUCCCUCACCGGCGUCGAGCAGUGGCCCUACCGCGCCGCCGCACAGGCUCUGGAGGUCGUCCCACGCACGCUCAUACAGAACUGCGGAUCAUGCGCCAUACGCACACUCACCUCUCUCAGGGCGAAGCAUACCCAGGAGCGUAGUGGUGUGUGGGGUGUGAACGGGGAGACGGGUGCUCUGGCGGACAUGACGGCUCUGGGCAUCUGGGAACCGCUGGCAGUCAAGGCACAGACAUACAAGACUGCAGUGGAGACGGCCAUCUUGUUGCUGCGUAUUGAUGACAUCGUGUCUGGUCAUAAGAAGAAGGGCGAGGAGCAGGCGCAGGGGGGCCAGGGGGCCGAGUAGACACACACUCCACACACACGCCAGGCGCACCGGCCACGCGUACAUCAUAUCGCCAUAUGACACGCCAUUACCCCUGUCCUCCUCCAAGUAGUCUGGAAGUUGUUGGCAUUACAAUAUACAGGCUACAUGUAGCCAAUUGUCUCUCAUAUCAUGAACGCAUUUUCAACUUGUACCUUCAGUGUUUGUUUAUUUACCAUGAUAUGACACUAGUCAUAUGACCACAAGCGGUUCAGCAAGGCUCUUUCUUUAUUUCUUUCUCUCUCUCUUUCUCUCUAUGUCUGUCUCUCUCUCUCACUUUAUGCCUGUCUUUCUCUUCAUUUACCGGUAUGUCUCUCUCUCUCUAUCUUGUUAUAUAACACUCCAGAUGCUUCCUAAGGGUUAUUCGAAACAAGCCACACGCAGUUCCUCUCCUAAUCCUCAUCUCUGGUUUCUCCCACCACAGAUAUUUUUAUUUAAAUGUAUUUAUUUAUUUUUACCGCUCGACUCAGUAUUCUUUCCCCUGGACCCUCAAUUCAAAGCCAUGGGCCUAUUCUACAAAGCUGGUUCAGGAGAACAUCAGGUCAAGUUAAG